Anopheles maculipalpis is the source of this 3150-nucleotide messenger RNA. It is a transcript of the gene mei-9, whose product is annotated as DNA repair endonuclease XPF. The coding region runs from base 37 to 3150 and encodes 1037 amino acids. Gene Ontology annotation, molecular function: damaged DNA binding; single-stranded DNA binding; single-stranded DNA endonuclease activity. Gene Ontology annotation, biological process: resolution of meiotic recombination intermediates; double-strand break repair via homologous recombination; nucleotide-excision repair involved in interstrand cross-link repair. Gene Ontology annotation, cellular component: nucleotide-excision repair factor 1 complex. The transcript has 6 exons. The record is from RefSeq and is a predicted model, not a curated record. Lineage: Eukaryota; Metazoa; Arthropoda; Insecta; Diptera; Culicidae.
GUGAUGCCGGAUUUACGUACGUAAUUCACUUGCAAAAUGGAGGAAACGGCUAAUACGGCGAGUCUCGAAGGUGAUGAUUUGGAUUUGGAACUUGCCUGCUCGGCGGAACAGGCCGAACAGGAAGCGAAGAUCGCUCAGGAAACCAAGGAAGAUGAAGCAUUAACGGAGCUGGUGAAUGCUGAAGAGUUUCUCGCAUCGGAAGGAGUCCCACUGCUCGAGUAUGAAAAGCAGGUGUUUUUCGAUCUUUUACAUACGGAUGCGUUGGUUGUUUGUGCGAAAGGUAUUACCUAUGAACGGGCAAUGCUAAAUCUGUUGAAAAUUUUCUGCGACACCUCUACGCUCGUGCUGGUAGUAAACUGUUCCGAAGGUGAGGAACAGUACUACCGUACAAAUCUUGACCACUCCGAACACAUUCACGAAUCGGCUAAAACGGCAGCAGAACGGGAACGGACGUAUCUGCAGGGUGGUAUACAAUUCAUUAGCACACGCAUCCUCGUAGUUGAUUUGCUGAAAAACCGCAUUCCGAUCGAACUGAUCACGGGUAUGUUUGUGGUGCGGGCACAUGAAAUUGUGGAAUCGUGCCAGGAAGCGUUUGCCCUACGUUUGUACCGGCAGCGCAAUAAGGUUGGCUUCAUUAAGGCAUUCUCCCGUAACGUGGAAGCGUUCACGUACGGGUACGGGCACGUGGAGAAGGUGAUGCGCAAUCUGUUCGUGAAAGAGCUCUUCAUUUGGCCACGGUUUCACAUGACUAUCCAGCGGUCACUGAAACCGUACGAACCGGCCGUAGUUGAGAUACAGAUACCGAUGACACAAAGCAUGAUUCUGCUGCAAACGAAUUUGCUCGAUCUGAUGAACUAUCUGGUGAAAAGUAUUAAAAAUUUGAACCGGUUUGUCGAGCUGCAGGAGGUGACGGUGGAGAACUGUGUGACGAAAAAGUUCCAUAAAAUAUUGCAAGCUCAGCUGGACACGAUCUGGCAUCAGUUAAGCUCACAAACGAAAUUGAUCGUAGCCGAUCUGAAGGUGUUGCGUAGUUUGAUGAUCUCCUGCCUUUAUGGUGAUGCUGUCUCGUUUUACGCCCUGCUGAAGCGCUACCGAACGACGGAAUACGCGCUGCACAAUUCCGGCUGGACACUGCUGGAAUCGGCAGAAAAAGUGUUCACCAUAGCGAAAGAGCGUGUCUUUAACCGGGAAAGUGAGUUCGAACCGGAACUUUGCCCAAAAUGGAAAGCUCUUUCCGAUGUGCUGCGGGUGGACAUUCCUAACGACAUAAAGGAAAUUUCACGCAAAAUGCGCAAAAAAGAGGAACGACAAAAGUUCCUCCAGCAGCAGGUGAAAAUACUCAUACUCUGUCAGGAUACGCGGGCCUGCUAUCAGUUGAAUCAGUUUCUCACGCAAGGUCCCGAACGUUACCUAUUCUUCCAAGCGAUGAAGAACGAUAUAUCCGUUGCAAAGCUGUCGGAACAGUUUAAACACAUAAAUACCGAGACAGACGGGGAAGCUUUUAGGGUACAAGAGUUCGAACCGGUCCGAAAAGUGAAACUAGCUACUGCACCGAAUAUACCGGAAUCUAAACGUGCAACCACCAGUAAGGAAGCGCCAGCAAAGGGUGGAUUUUUACGUGAACGCAUCGCUAAGAAGCGUCGUGAAGCGGCGGAGGAAGAGGAAGCACGAAAGCGUAAGGAACUGGAGGAAGAGGAAGCAAAGGAAGAGGGUGGUGUAAGGAAAUCGGACAUGGAAAAAGAAUUGGCGGCGGUGCGGACGGACGAGCAGGAUCAUCAGCAAUACUUCCGUGACUCGUACGUACUGACUAUGUCACAACGCUCGAUGGUCCCAGAUGUGGUCGCUGCGGAUCAGUCGGAGUUCGAUGUGAGUGUCCUGGAGAGUGGAGUGUUUGAAUCGUUUGUAGAGAUGGAACAGAUGGACAUCACCAGCGUGGUGAAGGACUCGAACCGUCCGCUAGUGUUUAUACAGACGUUCAAGAGUGAAACUAACGGAUUGGGGUCGUUAGAUCGUACGCUGGAGCAGAUCUGUCCGCGAUAUAUUGUGAUGUACCACACGAACGUAACCGCUAUUCGACAGAUUGAAGUAUACGAAGCUCGACAGCAACGGCAGGAGAUGGCACGGGUGCGAGUGUAUGCCAUUAUACAUUCGAAAACGGUCGAAGAGCAAUCCUAUCUGACCUCGUUGCGGCGCGAAAAGCAAGCGUUUGAGAUGCUGAUCGAAACGAAACGGACUAUGGUUGUGCCGGAAUAUCAGGACGGAAAAUCGGAGGAUACUAUCAUGAUGUUGCAGAAGAAGCAAGAAAUUUCCAGCCGACAAGCCGGCGGUCAAGAGGUAAAAGAUCCGGCUGAAAUUGUAACUCCACGCGUGAUCGUAGAUAUGCGUGAGUUUCGCUCAGAUCUGCCCUGCCUGAUACAUCGAAGAGGCAUCGAUGUUGUGCCCUUAACGAUCACGAUUGGAGACUACAUCAUCACACCGGAGAUAUGCGUGGAAAGGAAAUCGAUAUCCGAUCUGAUCGGAUCGCUAAACUCGGGCCGCCUGUACAAUCAGUGCGUACAGAUGACGCGCUACUACGCCAAACCGAUACUGCUGAUCGAGUUCGAUCAGAACAAACCAUUUCACUUUCAGCGCUAUUUUAUGGUAUCGAACGUGGGCGGGUCCGGAUCCUCGUCCAGUGGUGCAUCAAACGAAGACAUUAUGGCGAAACUGCAACUGCUUACGAUACAUUUUCCCAAGCUGCGACUCGUCUGGUCACCGAGUCCCUACUCGACGGCCCAAUUGUUCGAGGAGCUAAAGCAGGGUAAAGCGGAACCGGACCCAGAUGUCGCUGUAAAGGUGGGCUCGGAUGAAGCGACCAACGAUGAGCAGGAUGGAACGUUGGAUGGGUUGGGGAAUGUGGAGGUACAAGAAUUUUUGCUCAAGCUGCCCGGCAUCACAACGCGCAACGUGCGUCGUAUUUUGCGCCAGUGUGUGAGCUUGCGUGAUUUGACGCAGAAAACGGAGUCGGAGCUGGAGGAACUGUUGGGUGGACCGGCAAUGGCCAAGCAGCUGUGGGAGAUACUGCACAUAGCGCACAAACCGUCUCAGCCGGAUCCGCAUGAUAAAUCGGCGUACGCCGGGAAGUUUAAGCGCGGUGGGAAGCGAUUCUGA